Messenger RNA from Fundulus heteroclitus (mummichog), 2558 nucleotides. Its product is annotated as gastrula zinc finger protein XlCGF57.1. The record is from RefSeq and is a predicted model, not a curated record. NCBI's taxonomy places the organism in Eukaryota, Metazoa, Chordata, Actinopteri, Cyprinodontiformes, Fundulidae. The coding region runs from base 218 to 1981 and encodes 587 amino acids. The transcript has 2 exons.
AAAAAUAUUAUGUCUGUAAACAUGAGGAGGUUCAGACAGUGAGCUCAGCAACUCGGAGGGAAACUCCACUUUAGAUGAGGAGCAACCAGGACCUCGGCAGAUAAAAGAAGAUAAAGAGGAACAAGAAUAUCAACAGUUUAAAGAAGAAGAGAGGCAACUCUGCAUCAGUCAGGCUGAAAAGCAACCUGUGCUGAAACAGGAGACUGAUGACAUUGUAAUGAUUCCUUUUAAUGUUCAAAGGCUCCACAACAAAACAGAACAAAGCAGGAACAGAUUCAUCUCUCAGGCCCUCCCUGAAGUUGAGAACCAGGAUCAAGAAAUAAACGAUGAGGAACCACAAAAAAGGGGAAAAGAGCAGAAGGAAAAUGAGAAAUGUGGGAAAACCAAACUGCAGAAAGGAAAUGCUGACAUUUCAAAAACUAACAAGAAAACUCACCCUGACCAAAAUAUAAAUUCUUUUAAAAUUGUUUAUAAAAGCUUUUCUCAAAAAAAGCCCCUGAAUACACACACGAGAACCUACAAGACUAAGAAGCCUUUCUCAUGUAUAAACUGUGGGAAAAAUUUCCCCAAAAGAAGCAGUUUAACUUAUCACAUGAAAACUCACACAGGCGAGAAGCCUUUUGAAUGUGUGAACUGUGGAAAAAGUUUUUUUCAAAAAGGAAAUUUAAAAGCUCAUAUGAGAACUCACACAGGUGAGAAACCUUUCACUUGUGUGACCUGUGGAAAAAGUUACAGUCAUAGAAGAAAUUUAACUUCUCACAUGACAAUUCAUACAGGCGAGAAGCCUUUUGAAUGUGUGAACUGUGGAAAAAGUUUUUAUCAAAAAGGAAAUUUAAAAGCUCACAUGAGAACUCACACAGGUGAGAAGUCUUUCUCAUGUGUGACCUGUGGAAAGAGUUACAGUCAUAGAGUUCGUUUAACGUGUCACAUAAGAACUCACACAGGUGAGAAGCCGUUCUCAUGUGUGACCUGUGGAAAGAGUUACAUUGAAAGAAAUGGUUUAACUUAUCACAUGAGAACUCACACAGGCGAGAAGCCGUUCUCAUGUGCAAUCUCUGGAAAAGGUUUUUGUCAAAAAGACAGUUUAAACAUUCAUAUGAGAAUUGACAAAGCUGAGAAGCCUUUCUCAUGUACAAUAUGUGGAGAAGGUUUUAUUCAAAAAGCAAGUUUAAAUAGUCACAUGGGAACUCACACAGAUGAGAAGCCUUUCUCAUGCGUAACCUGUGGAAAGAGUUACAGUCAUAGAAGAAAUUUAACUACUCACAUGAGAACUCACCCAGGUGAGAGGCCAUUCUCAUGUGGAAUCUGUGGAAAAGGUUUUUGUCAAAAUGACUAUUUAAAUAUUCACAUGAGAAUUCACAAAGGUGAGAAGCAUUUCUUAUGUACAAUAUGCGGAGAAGGUUUUAGUCAAAAAGAGUAUUUCAAUAUUCACAUGAAAACUCACACACGUGAGAAGGCUUUCACAUGUGUAACCUGUGGAAAGAGUUACAGUCAUGGAAGAAAUUUAACUACUCACAUGAGAACUCACCCAGGCGAGAUGCCUUUCACAUGUGUGAAUUGUGGAAAAUGUUUUAGUCAAAAAAGAAAUUUAAAAAAGCACAUGCGAACUCACACAGAUGAGAAGUUUUUCACAUGCGAGACCUGUGGAAAGAGUUGCAAACAUAAAAGUGGUUUAGCUCGUCACAUGAGAACUCACACGGGUGAGAAGCCUUUUGCAUGUGUGAAAUGUGGAAAAUGUUUUAGUCAAAAAAGCAAUUUAAAAAAACACAUGAGUGCUCACACAGGUGAGAAGCCUUUUACAUGUGUGAACUGUGGAAAAGGUUUUAGUCAUAAAAGCGUUUUAAAUAUUCACAUGAGAACUCACACAGGUGAGAAGCCUUUUACAUGUGUGAACUGUGGGAAGAGUUACAGUCAAAGAACAAAUUUAACUUAUCACAUGAGAACUCACACAGGUGAGAAGCCUUUGUCAGGUGCUAUUUGAAAAAGCACAAGUGCUCACACAGAUGAGAAGCCUUUCUCAUGUUAUACCUGUGGUAAGACUUGCAAAGACAGAACUGGUUUAACUGAUCACAUUAUUUCUGAUGUGUGACCUUGGGAAAGAGUAACACUGGUAGAAGUAAUGUAAUGUAUCACGUCAGAAUUGACAGAUUAGCAGAUUUUCUCUUGUAAAACCUGUGAAAACAUUUAAAAGAAGUAGUUUAACGAUAAAAUCGCAUUGUUGGGAAAGCCAUUAUUCUGGAUCUUUUGUGAGAGUAAACAAGCCAAAAAUAAUUGUUUUUUGUAAUUAUUUUGAUAAAAAUUGGUUCCAGUACAUUUUUAUAUUUUCAAGUGAGAUGUGGGUUUCUGAAUGAAAACAGGGGUAAUAUAUAUUCAGAUUUAGAGCAGAGAUUUUGAUCAUUGCACAUCGAAAAAUUUUAUUUGAAUAUAACCAUGUUCAAGGUCACUUGCCUGAUGUAUAUUUUUAAGUGUGGUCAGUUUGUUCCAUGAUCCACUUUUUUUCUUCCAGCAAAUUCAAUUCAAUUUUAUUUUAAUUAUAUAGCGGCAAUUCAUGAAACAUG